CGUGAAACGUCACGUCGUAGUAUUGAAGUAGUAAAAAUAAAUAAAAAUACUGCUGAUACUGUCAAAUAGAGUGUGCGCCUUGAAUAUAUCCGGAAUUACUGGAUUUUUGGAUUUUUUGAAUAAACUGCACAUAAAGUGACGCAUCAAGUGAUAGUGAAAGAUUUCACUUAUUGAUUGUCAAAAAAGCAGUUCUACACACAUUUUUCCUCAGUGAAUUUUCACUGAAAAUAAAAUUCACAAUGAAGAAAAAGGUUUUGUUGAUGGGUAAAAGUGGCUCAGGGAAGACGAGCAUGCGAAGUAUAAUAUUUGCCAAUUAUAUUGCCCGAGAUACUCGCCGUUUAGGAGCUACGAUCGAUGUUGAGCACAGUCACGUGAGAUUUCUCGGAAAUUUGGUGCUAAAUUUAUGGGACUGUGGGGGCCAGGAAGCAUUCAUGGAAAAUUAUUUUGCAUCGCAGCGAGACAACAUUUUCCGAAAUGUGGAGGUGCUGAUAUAUGUUUUCGACGUGGAAUCUCGUGAAUUGGACAAGGACAUGCAUUAUUACCAAAGUUGUCUGGAGGCAAUUCUGCAAAAUAGUCCCGAGGCAAAGAUUUUUUGUCUUGUUCACAAAAUGGAUUUGAUCCAGGAUGACCAGCGAGAUCUAAUAUUCAGAGAACGAGAGGAAGAUUUAAGAAGACUAAGCUUGCCUUUAGAAUGCACCUGUUUCAGAACGAGCAUAUGGGAUGAAACUCUUUACAGAGCCUGGUCUUCCAUCGUUUAUAUGUUGAUACCAAAUGUAGAGGAGUUGGAACAAAGUCUCAACCAAUUCGCGAAUAUUAUCGAUGCUGAUGAAGUUUUGCUUUUUGAGCGUGCAACUUUCCUCGUAAUAAGCCACUGUCAAAGACGAUUCCAUCGGGACAUCCAUCGAUUCGAGAAAGUCUCGAAUAUAAUAAAGCAGUUUAAAUUGAGCUGCAGCAAAUUAGCAGCGCAGUUUCAAAGCAUGGAAGUCAGAAAUACAAACUUCGCCGCUUUUAUCGACGUUUUUACAUCUAAUACCUACGUUAUGGUUGUGAUGUCGGAUCCCGCCAUUCGGUGCUUGAAAAAAAUUGAAGGAGUUUUCAAAAAAGCAUCUGCGGCAACGUUAAUAAACAUAAGAAACGCGCGAAAGCAUUUUGAAAAGCUGGAACGUGCAAGCCAAAAUUCCGUCUUAAAUAGAUAGAAGUUAAUUCGACCCAGGCGCAUCGUCACCCGGGUCCAAAAAAUAAAUCGCCAUUAAUUCAAGAACUUGGGACUGAACAUUUUUCUGCAGAUUGGUCCAUGCUUUUUCAGCGAAAAAGGAUCCGAAUUUUUUUAAGGUCGUCGGUAUGAAAAAGCUAGAUCAUAAAUAAUUUCUGAUGGGUCGUAUAGUAUUGAUAAUAUUGAAGAAAAAAAGUUCAUUCAUAAGAAUAUUAAAAAAAUUCUGAUAAUAUGCGAGGCUCGAUGGUAUUUACAAUUAGAUUUAAGAAAGACCAUUCUUAAUAAUUAGGAAUUGUAAAUUAAGGAGGGUUGAAAAUAUAUUAUUCUGGAAUUCGAAAUUAAUACAGUACGAAAAAAAGAGUAUUAGGAUCCUAAAAAAGUAUAAUUCAUAUCGAUUCGCUUGAAAAAAGUAUUAAAAAUUUUUUUUGCAGUGCUUUUACAUUUUUAUUUAGUUAACUUUUUUUUUUUAUAUCCUCGGAGGUCAACAUUGUUUUUCCAAAUUUUUGCGGAGUUUAGUCAAUGGUUUUCUAAGAAAUUACUCCUUUUUUCUUGAAAAAUUCCUAAUAUUUUGGUAUUUUGAUAUUAAAUGAAAUUAUUUUUAUAACUUUUGGUUUAAACAAUUUUUUGAUAAUGUGUGGGCUUUUUUUAAAAACAUUUUCAGCCUUAGAAGAAAAAUCAAUCAGACCAUCGAAAUUUGGAUUACAGCAUAUUUUCAAAAUUUGGUAUUUGGUAUUUUGAAUUUUUUAUGAUAAUGAAUAUUUUUUUUCAAUACAUUUUUUAUAAUUUUCCUUCACGAG
Belonocnema kinseyi is the source of this 2010-nucleotide messenger RNA. RefSeq names its product ras-related GTP-binding protein A (gene RagA-B). The transcript is spliced from 7 exons. The coding region runs from base 240 to 1196 and encodes 318 amino acids. Lineage: Eukaryota; Metazoa; Arthropoda; Insecta; Hymenoptera; Cynipidae. Gene Ontology annotation, molecular function: GTPase activity; GTP binding. Gene Ontology annotation, cellular component: lysosome; nucleus; Gtr1-Gtr2 GTPase complex. The record is from RefSeq and is a predicted model, not a curated record. Gene Ontology annotation, biological process: positive regulation of TOR signaling; cellular response to amino acid stimulus; cellular response to starvation.